GUCAGUGUCUUUUUUCUCCACACACACUCAGGAGCAGCAACAGUUUCUCUGUGGAGACAUUCCGCGGAUUCUUCUCACUCCCUCCUCUCCACCUGUCCGACAGGUGAGACCGGCCGUCUGUGCACACGCGCGCUGACACGCGGCUCAGGUAGGGGGGCCGUUCAUGGUCACUCAUGGGUGAGUGUCUGCGGAGAGCGUGUCCAUGUCUGAAUCCACUAUGGGACAGGAUCUGUUUGGAGAAAAAGCCGAGCCCGGCUCCUGCACCGACCCCGAUCACGGCUCCUGCGCCGACCCCAGCUCCUGCGCCGAAACCACCGGUGAGCCACUCCAUCUACACGGCUCUGUGGGGGUUCGAGUCCCGGCACCCCGAUGAGCUGUCCUUCAAGGAGGGGGAUAUGUUCAAUGUGAUAAACCGGAACGGGGACUGGUGGACCGCCAGGAAGAUCGACAAGAACGGAUGCGUCCUGGACACCGGGAUCGUUCCCCAGAACUACCUGACCAGAGCCGAGUCUCUGCAGAUGCAGCCGUGAGUAUCUGUCCUUUCAGCCUCUGCGUUAAAAACAAACAGAUGAAUCAAACUCGAGAUGAUGUGGAAAAGUCAAUGAAACCUGCAGCCUGACAGGAGAGACAUUCUUGUCUCCGAGCCAAGUCCAAGCAGCUCAGAUUUGCAUACAGAAGUGAUUCAACCGGCUUUAAAAUACCAGAGAGAAUGACAUUUUCAACGACAGUGUCAGUGGAUGACUCACUGAAUAUGUUAAAUAACCUUCUAAAAGUCAUAAAAGAAAUAUGCAAAAUGCAUUUAGAGUGCAGAGAAGUCAAACCAGGGAGAAACACGCACUGACAGACGGGUGAGAGGAAGAUUUCAUGGCACAAAUCACAGCCUCAAAAACCUCUGCAGUUAACCUGGAUUCAUCCAAAGUGUAAAAGUCGUGUGUUCAUGUUUGUUUUCACUGAUUCAGAGGAGAUUAUCUACAAUAAUCCAAGUUUUUUCCCCUUCCUGGUCCUGCAGUCCUACUUUGACUGAAUGUGCACACCUUUCUCUCCAGGGUCAAAGUUCAAACACAUCCUGCAACAUUUCUUUAUUGCUCAAGACAAAGGUUAACACUUCCUUAUUGAGUUUUGAGAGUUUUAUGCAAUAAAACAAACAUUUUAGACUCUUUAUCACCUCCAAAGAUCACCUUAAAAUAAUCUAACUUUAACUUAUCUGGGUCACCGUCUGCAGCAGCUGCGUACAGAUCUGUCAGUGUCCUCACACAAACUUUCCUCCUUCAGAAGCUUUUUCUGCAGGAGAUUAACCAUCAAGUUACACAUUAGUCUGUUUAAUAUGAUCCAGAUCAGGAAAACUCUUCCAGUUUGAGAAAUUCACCUCUUCACCUCAGUUUACUUCGACGCUGAGAUCAUGAAUCAACAAAAUCACAGACUGUACUCGUGUUAAACUAGUAAACACUCAUUUUAAGGCCGACUCUGCAGAGCCGUCAGGUUUUAAAGAGACGUAUUUAAGCUGUCUUUACUCCCAACUUUAAUCACCCUGUGAAAAACACAACCAGCCAAACCUGAUCCAGGAUGAAGCCGUCAAAGACUCGGUACUUCCCCUCUACUGUAACUCUUUACUUUUAGCUUCAGUCCUCGAUUCUCUAUUAAAUCUUACCGAACAAACGUGUUAAUCUCUCAGGAUUUCAUCUGUACUUCUUUGUUUGGUGGCUGCCGUCUCCCCAAUAUGAUGUUAUGAUUGGAAACCAGAUAAGAUUAGAUAAGUUAGUGAAGAUUUGAAGGUUUUCUUCGUUAAAGCUGAAGUGAACGAUAAUCAACAGCCUGUGAUCAUAAAAACUGAAAGUGUAACCUCAAACUUGUGCUCAUGCCGCUAAAGUCGGUGUUAGAUUCUCGUCAUAAAACAGGACCCUAUAAUUAAUGUCAGCACCUGCUGACAUGAGAGAAUCACCAAACUUUGCACACUUCCCAUUCUGCUGAAGCAACGAACGCACAAAACCAGAAGUGGUGAAGCGGUGGCCUAUUUUUUCUCUGUGUCCAGUUUACAUCACUGAGAGAGACGGAUGAGGAGGAAUCUGAUGUAGAAGUUUGAUCAGAAUAUGAUCAUUAUUAUUAUUAUUAUUAUUACAGCAGUGUGAGUGUAACACUGAGGAGACUUAGUGAAGGACGAAUAACACAGAUUUGACUUUAAAGAUGGAGUUUAAAUGACUUUACAUUCAACAGUUCUGGGUCUGAUUCAGGUCCACAUUUAUCAAAAUAGUCUAUUUGAAGCUUGAAUUACAGCAGUGCGGUUACACACGCUCAGACUUUAGGAACAAGAAGAGAGAGAGAGGUGUUUGUGUGGAAGUGUGUGGUCUCUCUGUGUUUGUUUGUGUGUUAUAAACCGGUCAUAUUUGUCCUCGGUUGUCAGCGGUUUCUCUGCAUCUAAAUGUUUAUUAAGAUCAGAAAGUCGUCUAGUGUGAAGACGAAGAAUUAAAACCAUCCUGAAUAAAUGAGCGCAAACAAUUUCCUCUUUGAAAUAAACUGAAAAGAUAAGAAUUUUAUGACACUGGAAAUCAAAACUCCACCCUGUGUGAUUUAGUGAUUUAGUGAUUUAGUGACCUGACACGAUUCGUACACUUAGAGACGAUCAAAUUUAUUCUCAGGGGGUUGAGAGACGAAUCCUUUAAAACUUAAACCUGCGCCCACUUUAGAACCACUUAGCACUGUCUUUGUGAUCAAAUCCAUGUGAACCUUUUCUUCCUGUUUUGUGCACAGCCUCAGAGUUGGUGAACUCUUGUAUGUGCUGAAUUUUGUUUUAUAUAUAUAUAUAUAUAUAUGUGUAUAUAUUUCAGGACUGGUGUCCCAACAUGUUCGUGGAGAUGGAGGCCAUUUAAUAUUAUUGAUUAUUUAAAUAGGAGCAUUGUGAUCCUUCUGUACGUUUAUCUUUGUACAAUAUUGUUGAUGCUCAAUAAUAAUAAUAAAUAAAAAAAACUGAAAAGAGUUAAAAUAAUGACGGUCAGUUUAUAAAAGGGAAGCUGUAGAGUAUAUUUGUGUAUUUAAGAGCCAUAAAGAGGUUUUUACUGCCGUUUGAAUGACUGAGGUUUAAUAAAACUCUCAUCACAGAUACAUUUAUGACUCUGUGUAAAAACUGUUCGGGGUUGUUCGGUCGAUUUCCUGUGUGAUAAAAACUCUGAGAUGUUAAAAUAAAUUAACAGUAGAGCUAAAAUGAGACAAAGAUACUUCACUUCAACUUUUUAAUGUCCCAAAAUUGGAUAAAUCAGGUCACAGCAGGUACAGGCAUGUAAAACACUGACAUACAUCAUAAAAUAAAAUAAAAUAAAAUACAUUUACAUAGAAAACAGUUCAGGAGGUAAAAAGCUUUAAAGAUGAUUUAGAAGGUAAAAAAAAAAGAGCAUAUGUCAGUAAUCCCAGUAUUUUUGCAUGAGCAGAGAGAAUAAAGUGCAGAAACAAAGUUUAAUGUGAGGUUUACGUACCAAUAAAAGAAACCCGAGAUGAAGCAUCAUCCUUCCAAGAUCAGGACCAUCAGACCGAGAGCAGAUACCCCUACUCUGUACAACAAGAUCACAGUGAUAUAGACAGAGCUUUAGUGACUCUAAAGGAAACUUUAAGGGUUGAAAAUCUGAGACUUUGAUAAAUGGAAUUAGUAAAAUGUUCAGUAAUGAUGGCAGGAUAUUCAAGGUUCAUCUCAACUGUCUGCUCGAUCUUUCUGAUAUAAAACUAAAAGAUUGAGACACUUCCUCAUAUUUACCGUCAUGUCUGACUCCAUCCAGAUGGUACUUCGGGACCAUGAACCGCUUCGAGGCGCAGAGUCACCUGAUCGCUCCAGAAAACCAGGACGGAGCGUUCCUGGUCCGAAACAGCGAGAAGGAAAACGUGGGAUACGUCCUGUCAGGUGAGAAGGAGCGAGGCGGUGGGAGUUAUAUAUAUCGGCCUUUAUCAUUUAACUCAGGGUUAAAUGUUUAUGAACCAUAAAAUACAAAAUACUGUAAGAAAGAGAACGGAGGAGGGAAAAAUGGGAAAUUAAAUAAUCAUGAAUUUGAUCAUAAAAGUUUAUGAAACUGAGAAAAAAAGAUGGUCUAACGCAGUGGUUCUUACUCUGGGACCCACAUUUGUCCACGGUCCUGAAGUGAAGACCCACUUUUAUAGGAUUAAGUUGAACUCUAACCUUUAAAGACUCAAAUCUUUAACAUAAAUACACUGUUUUUAUAGAGUAAAGUUCAUCUCAGAGCACAAGAACUGAGGGCGACAACUACUGAAGUUACAUAUUCAGAAAAUAUCAAAUUAAACAAAAUAAAGAUUUAAAAACAAACGUGUAAUUUUCCUGCAUUCAGGCCACAUUAAUAAGAAACUGAGGAGGACCACGACAUAACGCGUGCCCUUCAAAAUAAAAGACCUGUCAAACAUCAUUAAAUAUUUACUUUUUCGACCAGCUGUUUGCGACCCACCUUUGGGUCGGGACCCACCAGUUGAGAACCGCUGCUGUAGUGGUUUUAAGAGCCCAAGCCCAGAGUCAAAGGCUGUAGUCCUCGAUGUGGUGGCGGCUGGUCCAAGUUCUGACCACAAUAUGACCCACAACGGGGUCAACGGGGUCAACCUCAGCUGCAAAGUAGGACAGUCCAAAAAUGUUCAAUGGGGUCAGAAUGAAACACCGCUGUAGAUUAAAAUUAUGAUUAUUAGGAAAUAACGGACAAAAACAGACUGGUCUUUAGUCCAGGUUUCUGUUCCUUUAAUAUUUUACCUCUUUGAGUUUAUUUUGGUUCCUUUAACAACGACUUACACCACAGCGGUUUUUAACCAAACAACAAAAGACUCCUCAGAGUUUGACGGCAUGACGUUCGACUUUAUAACCGUCCGUUCUCUCUGCAGUGAGGGACAGCAGUCGGGUGAAGCAUUUCAAGAUCUUCCAGACAGAGGAGAAGACUUUCCUGGUGGAUCAGACCAGAGACUUCAGCUCCCUGAUCGACCUGGUGGAGCAUUACCACACCAGCGGUAUGAUCAGCUCAUGCCGACUGGGAAACCCCUGCAAGAGGGUGGGUAGAGCCGCGCUCACAUCCGUCCCUCUGCUUCUUCGUUUCUGUGUUCCUCUCGUUUCCAGGAAAAACAAGAAGUGCAGACGUUCGAUUCAGCCGUGACGUCAGAGAAACGCUCUUUUCUGCAGCUCCGGUGGUGAAUUUAUUUUAAGUCCUGAACACAUCCGCUGGAGGAAGUGGUCAGGGCUGAGGUGUCUGCACCUCUGAGCGGUUUAUAAACCUGAGCCCUCACUGUUUGGGUGUUUGCUGGUUCAAGAGUCUGGAUUUUUUUAUGGACCAAACAUUGAACAGAUUUUUCUGAAAUUAAAAUGAUUAAAAAUUUCAGAUACUCUUUUCUAUAUUCUGCACAUUUCUAUAAGUGUAUUCUGUGUUUAAAAGAGGUUAAAAUUCAGUGUGAAGAUAUCAACCAUCUGAAUCCUGCACAGAAGCACAUAAAACUUAAUUUCUAACCUCCAACGUGUAUUUGUGUUUCAGAAAAAGCCUCCGACUAACGAUUUAAAUCAUUUCACGGUGGACGACUGGGAGCUCCCCAAAGAGGAGUUCACUCUGGAGGAGGAGCUCGGCAGGGGAUAUUUCUCCGAGGUUUACAGAGGACGCUGGAAAAACAUGAUCCAAGUCGCCAUCAAGAUCCUGAAAAACGGUACGCCAUCUUUAGUGAGGGUUGGAUGUGAAUGAGCGAAGCUUAAACGAGACUUAAACGAGAUUUAAUAUAAAUGAAAGAGUUUGGGCUUUAAACAGUUAAUAAAGGAACACCUGUGAGCGGCUGACAGGUGAGAACCCGGCCAUCCUCCUCCUCCUCAGAUAUUUUGAGAGGAUUUGGCACAAAUAUAAUAAAAAAUAAUUAGUAUUAGUUGAAAACAGAUUGUUUUCUAUAACUUAACUGGAUAUUUUUGGGUUUUUCGACCACAAGUCACUUUAAAAUCUCAUCCUUUAAUCCUGUCAGACUCUCACAGAGUUUCUGAAAACUUCCCCGUAGAGUUUCGUGUGUAAAUGUGAAGAUUUUCAUCCUCACGUAACGUAAGGUAACAAAAAUAGACAUUUAAAACAAAGUAAGAGUUGAAGCCUGUUGGCGCCGUAUUGGAAACGCGGACUCAACCUAGCGGGGGCGGGGCCUCGAAACUCCUCCCAAAUUCCUGUCAGUCAAGUCACCUAUGAGUCUGAUUUGCUUGUUAUCUCAACAUCAUCGACAGGAAUGAAUCCUGUCCUGUUCCUCUUUAGUUUUAAUCGUGUCGUUCGUAUGAAUCUGAUCGUCUGACUUUUCAAUUCAAGGAUGUGGAAAAAAACCCCACCAGACUGGACGCUCGCUGGUCAUCGUUAAAUACAGUUAGGGGGUCAAAAGGUCACUGGGUUAGUGGGUCAUGGGGCGGGACUAAAGAGGCCGCAGGUGGAGGCGUGUUAGUCUCUCUAUCGCGGCUCUGACUCGGUUCACUCAGUUUGGUUAAAUGUCACAGUCGUCGCUAAAAACAGACACACGAAAGUCGGUCGCUGCUUUCGUACGCGGCGCUCUCAGCAGAGAUAUUCAUGAUGUGGGCUGACUCAGCACGCCAUCGCAGUAAAAUGAUGCACAGCAUAACAAACAUGAGCGAACAGCUGAUUACUGACAUUAAACACCUUAAAAAAAUGUCGCACAAUGAGGAUCUAGGUUUUGUUUUCUUCAUUUUUUGCAAUACUUUUAAAUUUCCUAAUUAUGAAAGUGAGAUUUGAACAUCCUGAAUGUACUUAAAACAAACUCUACUCUUUGAAUUUUGCAGUUUUUAGUUUAAAUAUCAGGUACACUCUGCUUGUGUACAAACAAAAAUGUCAUGCAUGCUCCUCAGACGUGUGUAAACCUAGUCUACACUUUCCAUAUAUCAGCCUGCAGUGAUGAGCUCAUCUCACACCUCCUGCAGAAGGUUACUUACCGGUGUGUCUAAGAUUACUGCUCAGGUCUCACGGCGUGAGCUGCGUGGUUAAAUUUAGCAGGUAUGACAGGAUGUGCGAGAGAGAGAGAGAGAGAAAGAGAGAAAAGAGAGAGAGAGAGAGAGAGAGAGAGAGAGAGAGAAAAGAGUUCUUCUCUUAAGGUUUGAGAAAAAUGUUCUUCUCUUAAAGGUCUAGACGUCCAAAUGAUCCGACUGUUAAAUUUGUACAUUUAUAAAUCGAAGUACAGCUGUAAUACUCGUCCAAAAGUGGAUUUUCGCACCUUUUGCCGAGCUUAUUAAUCAUCUUGUCGUUGAAGCAGACUCUGUGUGGAUGUGAACGUGCUGCAGCAGCUGUCCCACUCUUUUCUCCUGCCUUCCCUGCAGCGUUUGUGCCGAGCUCAGCUCAAUCUGACCUUUCAUUUCCCAAAUGCCAGUAAAUCUUUGAGAGCCUGACUCAGACGUUUUCUGCCCCAGUUCAGGAGUAACGGAGUGUUUGUUUGUUUUGUCCAGAAGGUUGGAUGAAGUAGGAUGAAAAUGCAGGUGCUAACACGAGCGAUGAUGUCUGAGUGAAACCAGGUGUGGUUUGACAGGUGGAGACAGACAAUGCGAGGAGAUUUGUCACAGUCGUACUCAUUAAUACAGAAGAUAUGUGUCACACAUAUUUGUCAGGUGAAGCUUUGUUGUCGUGUUUGCUCAGAGUGAGGUGACAAACACGAACACUGCUGCAGCGUUGUGUAACAAAUCCAGGUUUAGUUUCUCACGGAGCAGCCAGACGACGUUAAUCUUUCCCUCUCUGUGAACGACUUCAGCGAAAUGUUAAUGUUUCAUAGAGUUUAAUAUAUGAUCCAUUCAGACUGUCAAAGUUUCAGAGACAACUGUAAAAGGGCAACUAGGCAUCCCACAGCAGAGGUGUGUUUAUUAAUGUUUCAAUCAGGUGAGAAAUACAAUCUCAAGUGGAUUGAAUUUGUGACGUCAGAUUGUAAGGAUGCCUAAGAAUGGAGCUUUACUGGUUACAGAUCUGGGUUACAGCUUCAUCAUAACACGAGUUUAACAAAGACUGGUCUGAGACUGUUCGAGUGUAUUUAAUCGUCCACUUUUCUAAACGUUCUGCUCGCAUCUCGUUGACCUGAAGGAGAGUCCAUGUCGGGUAAUAACAAAGUAGAACAUAUUUUGGGAGCCUGAGUGACAUUAAACACGGGGACAAGGUCCUCCAUACUCAUCCAUCAAAGUGUCUCAAGACGUCUUAAGACGAAAGUUUUGAAGACGUCACCAUUUCUUAAAACAUCCCAGAGCAGAAAAUAGGAUUCACCCUCAAGACGUCUUCAUGGUGAAGCUAUCUUGUUUGGACUGGAGUAUUAUGAUGAUAAUGUUAUGGUAAUGGUCUAUUUAUAUUUGACUUUAAAAUCUGCUUUAACAUUAAUAACUUGCGUUAAUUAUAAUUUUUUGAAAGCCGUGCGUACUGGAAUUAAAAACAAAAAUACUUGAAUUUAAAAUGUAAAAUACUGCUUCAGAUGAAUGAGGAUAUGGUAAUUUAAUGUGAUUUUUAUAUAUAACAAAUGUUUUCAACAGAAGAUAAACACAAACAGGAGGUGAAAUUAAGUUUAUACAAAAUUUUAAUGAAUGAAUUAUUUAAUUAAAUGGAUAUCAUAGAAAAAUAUCGAAGAAUAAUCCAUUUUAAAUCUAUCUGAGGUAUCUGAGUGACACCGCUCUAAAGAAAACAACCCUCUCUGUUGUUGACGGGUUCGUAUGAUGUUUUCAUUCAGUGCUGUGUGACGGACACUAAAGUGAAGACAGGUGAGUCAGUUUGGAGGCGUGAUGCUCAGCUGAUAAACUCAAGUCCAUCGGGUUGUUCUCUGAAGUCUGUGACUGACUUAUCGUAAAGUCAUCCAUGACCUCCUCUUUGAUAAGGAAGUAAACAACAUCAGCUUUAAACAGACGUUUACAUUAAAACCUUCGCCAGUUUAUCAUAGAUGAUUUUAGAUGUCUAGAUGUACUUUAAUCUAGAUUCUGCAGCUGUGCUCGGUCUGAAUCUCAGCAAACAUUCAUGUAAAAGCAGAGGAGGAUUUCAGCCCACAGAUCACCUUUAUCAGAUCCCUUUUCUUGCUCUUCUUGUGAAGAGAUUGCACAAGCAGCUGUGGAGAUAUGUCCCUGACCCGUGUUUGUUCCUGCUGAAAAGGUCAUGUGUCUGACGCUGAGUUUCACAUAUAUUUUCUGCAGCUAACUAUUUGACAGCUCUGGAUAUUUGAUGCUUUUCUUUAAAAGUUUUGCACAAAACUCGGACAGCCAGAGAAGUUUCUGCCUUUUCUCACGGAGCUGCAACUUUUUUUACAGCAGCCAACAUUUAUAUCUUUAUUUUUCUUUCACUUAAAGCUCCUCUGAGAAGUUUUCUACUGUUAUUAAAUCCACUGAAAGAGCAUCAGCAACAAGACUGAAGAUUUUUAUAAUAUCAUUUUUAAAACUGAGUAAUAGAGCGAGGGGGGAGGUGUAUAGAAGUAAAUCUGCGCCAUCUGAUGUUGAAAAAAUAAAUGUACAAUUGUUUCAUUUUCAAGGUUACAAAAUACUCAAGAGUCUGAGAUAUCAGUUCUAUAUUUUUUGAGAAAGUGGGAAAUUUGAUAGAUUAAGUGAAUUAAUUGAAAAUGUAUGGAAGUAAAUCUGUGCCAUCUGAUUUUGAAUUUGAAUUUGAAUUUCUAAAGCUGAAUUUUUUUGCAUCAAAAUCAGACUUUGAAUUGCAAAAUCAUCGAAUUUCAAGCUCGCAUUUUUAUUUCUAACACUUCUUUUUUUUCACAGUGAUGAAAUAAAUUCAGUUUAAAAAAAUGGUCUCUAUAAAUAUUUGUGUAGUAAAAAUACAACUUAAAAAAAAAAGAAAAAAUAAAUUCCCCUGGUUAUCCGGAUGUUGAGUCAGUCUCUUUUACACUGAAUUUUUUGUAUGUUGAAUUUUUUGAGAGUUUUUUUUAGUUGAUUUUUUACUAAACAAAUAUUUCGAGGGACAAUUAUUUUUUUUUUACAUUGAAUUUAUUUCAUCAUCGUGAGGAAAGUUAGUGUCAGAAAUAAAAAUUAGUGCCUGAAAUCUGAUAGUUUUGAAAUUCAAAGUCUGAUUUUGAUGCAAAAAAAAAUUCAGCUUUAGAAAUUUAAAUCCAAAUUCAGAUGGCACAGAUUUACUUCCAUAUAGGUGCCCUUUUUUUUUUUACAAUUUCCACAUCAAACAUUUACAAUAAACUAAAAAUGAUGAAUGAAUAUUCACUUAUUAAAUAUUUGAAGUGUACUCCUGAAACAUCACGAUCAGAGCUUGGACUGAAAAAUGCGAGUCGUCUCAGGGUCAUCCUGAAUCUGAUGACCUCGGCUGACCUGAUUGAUUGACUCUGGAGUCUUUGACCUUCAACACCAUCUUAUUAACCCUUGACUUUUAUUCCGGUCUCUCUCUCUCUCGCUUUUUUCACGGUACGUGAUGUUUGUUAAUUGGUGAAGAUUUCAAGAUUUCCACUCUGUUCCUGUUUUCGUCUCUCUUCCUCUUUCAUCGAUUUCUCUCUCUCUGUUUUCCUUCCCUUAAAUUCUGCCUCUUCCUCUUUCUCUCUUUCCAGACUCGGUGCUCAGCCACAAGGAGUUCCAGCGGGAAGUCCAGAUCCUGAAGGGUCUCCGCCAUCGUCACCUCAUCUCUCUGUUUGCUGUGUGCACGUCCUCCACGCCGUACUACAUCAUCACCGAGCUGAUGGAGAAAGGCAGCCUGCUCAACUUCCUGAGAGGUAAACCUCAGCCUUCCUCCUUCACAGCUGAACAUGACUUUAGUGUCAACAAACAUGGUGGACGGCGUGCAGAUCUUCUUCGACAUGUGCGUUCAGUUUUUCAGACGUCCGUCUGAAUUCUAACCCUCAUGUUUACUAUUGUUGCCAUGGUUGCAUAUGUUGAGCUUCCUCCUUCGAGUAGGGGCUGUCUGCAGAGCAGGAGGGGAAAUUUGUUUUGUAGGAUGGUAGUAGAAGGUCCCGCCUCCUUCCCCUCUGAUUGGCUAGAAGUGCUGGAAUCUGAUUGGUUAUUCCUUAUUGGCUGUGAAACGUCAUCGUCUGUUUGGUUAGUGUUAGGAGAUUCAGAAGUGCGAUAAUGUUCUGUAACGUUCUGUUCGAUGUUCAGAGACGACAUCCCUUGUUUGGCUUUAGCGUGUGAUGACGGUUCCAGCUUUUUUAGCCAAUCAGAGGCGAAGGAGGGCGGGACCUUCCCCUUCAUCCUAGCCAAGCAAAUCCUGAAUCUAGACGGUUGAAAUUAGGUCUAAAAAAAAGUAGAUGUCUAACAGCCGUCUGUUGCUCAGUGGGUGGGCCGAGUCCCAAGAACUGACUUUUUUGGUCUUGGUUUUCUGAUUUUUUCCCCCUGUUUAGAGAAAGAGGGGCAGGCCCUAGACAUGAUGUCUCUCAUCGACAUGAGCGCCCAGGUGGCUGAUGGGAUGUCGUACCUGGAGGAGCAGAACAGCAUCCACAGAGAUCUCGCAGCUCGAAACGUCCUGGUGGGAGAGGGCAACAUCUGUAAAGUGGCGGACUUCGGACUGGCACGAGUGAUCAAGGUAGGAAACAGAAAUGAAGGAAGGGUUCGAAAGUCUGUGUUGAAAUCAGAGUGAAACUAAAGUCUCUCUUCCAGGAGCCGUUUUACAUCUCCGACGAUAAGAAGAUCCCCUAUAAGUGGAGCGCUCCUGAGGCCAUCAGCCAUGGAAAGUUCUCCAUCAAGUCAGACGUCUGGUCGUUCGGUGUCUUGCUGUAUGAGAUCACGACAUACGGAAGUAUUCCUUACCCAGGUCGGUGCAGUGACCAUGUUUAUUUUUCUAAUAAAAAUGGAUAAAGUACUGAGUUUAAAUGAUCAUUUUUAAUGAAAUAUCAAACUGGAGUCUUUGUUUGUGAUCAUUGAUAGUUUAAGGUCGGGUAAAUCAGUCAAUAGUUAUUAGUUAUUGAUGACAUUUGGUAAUAUAUCGAUAUCUCUGUGUUCUCUUAUGUCUGUGUCGUCAACAUUUGAACAUUUUUGAGCGGUCCGCUCUUUCUGACUGUAAACAAAGCCGUUCUCCACCUCCUCUAACCUGAUUGGUUGUGAGGCAGACGCUGCUCCCCCGUGUCGUUCAGGAGCCCAAACAAAGUUAGCGUGCUACAAUAUCGGACAGUAGAAACCAACCAGAAAGUUCGGAAAAUUGUCUGAAUCCUCCUUUGGCCACGACUGCCGACACAAGCAAGAAAACAAAGUAAAUACCGGAGACUCUGGAGGAAUAACGGGCGCUUAAAACGGAGGAAGACCGGACAAGAGCUAAAAAGCCGGGUCAACAUAAACCAUGGGGGACGCUUGGGGAUCUUGGUGACCCUGUAACCUUUCUGCUGGACAGGUAAACCGCUUUAACAAAGUAAGACAAGUGUCUGUAACAGAAGUGUUUCUUGUCAAACGGACCUGCUGUAGCGUGUUGUAGCGCCAUCGCUAAACUGUCCUCCCUCGGGUCCUGGACUAUGUCACUUUAUCCUCGUUGUAGAAGAAUCUGAAGUAUGUGGGCGGGGCUUGAGGGGAGGAGCUGAGGGGAAAACUGGUUGAGACGGUGAAGAGUUCUUGCUAAAACUGUCACUUGCUCGGAUCCAGAUCCUGCUUACCCCACCUUUAAGGUAUAAAUGCUUAAAUCUGGUCAUCAGAAAACAGAAAAUCGUCCGGCUUCUUCACAGCUGUGGUUCUUUCUCAGGUCGUAUUUUGGGCACAAUUGAACAUUCAGAGAAAAAUAUAAGGUUAAAAACUGAAAUGAAAUCAUGUACUGUUGUGUUUUGUUGAUGUGAACUGAGGAAUGCAAAGUUGUAGUCACAAGAGAAACUCUGAAUCAGGGUUGUUAUAAGAUAAGAGGACAAACUUCCUGGAUAAUCAAAGCUGCUGGACUAAGUCCACAACAACAACAGGUCCAAAGAGCGUGACUGUGAGGACGGAAAUAAAAAACUCUCUUUGUUAAACUCACACCUCUCUGGUUAUCAAGAACUGAAAAUCAUCUACUGUUAUGCCUUUGUUGCCAAGCAACAAUACGUGCAGCAGCAGCAGUUAGUGUUCUUUAUUAAAGCUGUUUUCUAAUCACAUAAAAGUAGAAACCCACAGCUGUACUCUCAGGUAUCAGAGUGAGCACAAAUAUUUAUCUCUCUCUUUUCUUUUCUUUGAAUAUUCAGCCUACUCCAACGAGGAAACGUACAUUCAGGUGACCGGCGGCUACAGGAUGCCGAUUCCGCCCAAAUGUCCAGAAUUCAUCUACCAGCUCAUGCUCAAAUGUUGGAGCGCCAACCCCGACGACAGGCCGAGCUUCAGGAUUGUGAAGAGCGAGCUGGACAACUCCUACGAGCUGGAGUCCCAAACAUAGGAGCCUUUGCAGUACAGACUUAUGGCCACAGGGGGGCAGCAAAGAGAGACAGUCGACAGCUGAUUCAACAUCCACAAAGACUUGUAGUGUGUGUGUUUACAGAGUCCGAACCUGCUCAGUGAGACUGUGAAGGUUUAUAUAAAACGCUGUGAUGGUGAUUUCAUCAUUUAAAGGUUCAGAGAGUUCAGAGAAAUCUCUGUUAAAGGGACGAGGAUCAUCUCUGAAACUGCGGGGCUGUAAUCUUCGGGGCCUCAGACGUUCCUGCAUAAAAGCAGACAUGACUCUGUAGUGGGAAUCGCUGCAUCAGCACUUUGUAACUGCAUCCAGAACUGCAGGUUAAAGCUGAAACACAACAUGAUAGAGACUUACCGGUGAGUUCUCCCGUGUCAGACGGACCGAGGUGAAGUGGAAUCCUGUCUGAUGGUCGGAUAAAUCAAAACUUGACACUCUGGAAACCAUGGAAACGGCGUCCCCGGUUUUUAAACUCAGGGCAAACAGCGACAUCGCACCUAAUCAACUCAGCUAUGCCCGUAGUCAUGUAAACCGGUGCGUGGCUCUGCUGCGAUAUCUUACAGGUUUAUUUAUGCAAACUGAGCAUUUUUAACAGAUUCCUCGGCUUUUGGAGCCACUCUCAGUUUAUUUACUCCAAAAUCACAGUCUUUGUCUUUUAUAUGUUACCAUAACAACGUGGAAAGAUGAACGGGCUGCAGUUUUACAGUCCUUUUUACCACUCAGAUGGCCUCUAUGCAACACAUUACAUUCAUGCAUUCACACUAUUCACACGCUGAUGACAGAAAAGUCGAGGUUUAAUCACUCUGCGGCUAUGCAGGGAGACGUUUGGUAAGUCGAAUCAAACCACCAAAACUUCUGAGUGAGCGAUGUUCAACCCUACGACUUCACCUCAGCAUUGAUUUUUAGGCAUUUUAAACACCCACUUUAAUCCAAAUCAGUUGUUUUGUGCCAUAGAAGUAUUUAAGUUUGGUACCUUGCUCCAAAUACUGCCCUACAAUAUGUGGAGGAUACAUGAGCAACAAUCAGAGGCCUUAUAAUGUUUUAUUACACUUUAUAAUAACACGUGUUGAUGGAAUCUGUGACCACCAGGGGGCAGCAGAGUCACAGUAAAUAAAAAGCAGAACUCCUCUUUCACAGAUUUGAGGCCCAAAACAACCACAUCUCCUUCUUUUGAACACUUUACUUUAAAUUCAUUGGUUAAUUGUAAAUAAAUAUGUAACUCAGUUUGUCUCAUCCACUCACUCUUGCUUGUAAAGUGCUUAAAAAACUGUAACAAAGACAUAAAUAUAUCUGUUGAUGCAAAGA
This is a messenger RNA of Xyrichtys novacula (pearly razorfish), 14579 nucleotides long. The record is from the annotation of a GenBank genome assembly. Lineage: Eukaryota; Metazoa; Chordata; Actinopteri; Labriformes; Labridae.